UCCCCUUGCUUAUCCUUGCAAGCUCUCCGUCCAUACGCUUCCACACACCAGAAAAAACUUGUACCUUUCCGCUGAUCCUCUUUUCCCGAUCCAUUUUCAUAAUCUCCUUUUCAAUUCCUUCCAUUAACUCAUCUUUUCUUUCAUAUCUCCUCCUGAAUAAGUAACGAGCUUUUCUGUUUUUGUUGUUCUUUUGAUAUAUAGAUCAGGUUGGAGUCGACGAUGGUGAUAAACGUGAAGGAGUCGACAAUAGUCCGACCGGCGGCGAAGACGCCGCGGAGGGUACUCUGGAUUUCCGACGUCGACUUGCUCGUGAUGCAUAUCCACAUGCCGAGCGUGUACUUCUACAGGCCGACCGCCGGCGCAUCAGAUUUCUUCGACGGCAACGUUCUGAAGGAGGCUCUGAGCAAGGUUCUCGUGCCUUUCUACCCAAUGGCCGGGCGGCUCCGCCGGGACCAUGACGGCCGCAUUGAAAUUGACUGCAACGGCGAAGGCGUCCUCUUCGUGAAGGCCGAAACGGACAUGGUCAUUGACGAUUUCGGAGACUUCGCUCCAACGCUUGAACUCCGGCAGCUCAUCCCCACCGUUGAUUAUUCCAGUGGAAUCGAAACUUAUCCCCUGGUCGUGGUGCAGGUGACGCAUUUCAAAUGUGGAGGGGUGUCACUUGGAGUUGGUAAUCAACAUCAAGUAGCGGAUGGAUAUUCCGGUCUUCACUUCAUCAACACAUGGUCUGAGAUUGCUCGUGCCCUUCAUCAUCUCACCAUCCCUCCCUUCUUCGACCGGACCCUCCUCCGAGCUCGUGACCCUCCUCGGCCGAUUUUCGAUCACAUUGAAUACAAACCCCCUCCGGCCAUGAUAAAUCCCUACUCCUUGCCGCAGCCGCCACCAUCAGCACCAGCUAUAUCCAUGUUCAAAAUGACUCGUGACCAACUGAAUCUUCUGAAAUCUAAGUGUAAAGAAAAUGGCAACACAAUGAACUAUAGCUCUUAUGAGAUUUUGGCUGGCCAUGUGUGGAAAUCUGUGUGCAAGGCACGUGCCUUACCCCACGAUCAAGAAACCAAACUGUACAUUGCUACUGAUGGAAGGUCUAGAUUUAAGCCAGCCCUCCCAGAAGGUUACUUUGGAAAUGCGAUAUUCACAGCCACACCAAUGGCUUUUGCAGGUGAACUCAUGUCAAAGCCAACUUGGUAUGCCGCAAGCAAAAUUCAUAAUUCCUUGGUGAGAAUGGACGAUGAGUAUUUGAGAUCGUCUUUGGACUACUUGAAGCUUCAACCUAAUCUGAAAGUGCUUAUUCGGGGUGCUCAUACAUAUAAAUGUCCGAAUCUUGGUAUCACAAGUUGGGUUAGAUUGCCAAUACAUGAUGCUGAUUUUGGGUGGGGAAGGCCUAUCUUCAUGGGACCUGGUCGGAUUGCAUACGAGGGACUGUGUUAUAUAAUACUAAGCUCAUCAAAUGAUGGUAGUUUGUCUUUGGCCAUUUCUCUCCAGCCUGACCAUAUGAAAGUGUUUCAGGAAUUGUUGUAUGACAUUUAAUUCUUUUUCUUCUUCAUUGGAUUAUAAUGAAGUUGCAGAGUGUACUCCAUAUAGGGACCAGGAAACCAUGCAUUUACAAGUUCAGGAAACAAAAAAAAAAAAAAAAUUGAAGGCUUCUGAGUGCUUGAAAAGCUAGAUAAUUGUAUUAAAGGAAUAUCAUGAGUGAUUAUGGAUGAGCUUAUUUGAUGUAUUUUUGGCCCUAUAAUUGUUUGAUUAAAUAACAUAGCCUUCUUCUACAUA
Molecule: messenger RNA, 1767 nt
Organism: Prosopis cineraria
Lineage: Eukaryota; Viridiplantae; Streptophyta; Magnoliopsida; Fabales; Fabaceae
Product: shikimate O-hydroxycinnamoyltransferase-like
Exons: 2
Coding region: 220-1527 (435 amino acids)
Molecular function (GO): acyltransferase activity, transferring groups other than amino-acyl groups
Source: RefSeq, a predicted model, not a curated record